AUGGCCAGCACCACUGGCGUGCUCUUUGGCUCGACGGCCUUCGCCAGACUGCACGACACCCUGCUAAUUGUGUACGCCCACUGGCCCCUGGGCGUCUUCUUCUGUCGACUUAUCAUCUUCCUCAAGUUUUUCUCCCUCACCGUGAGCACUCUGUGCUUUCUGGCACUGCUCGUCCUUGCCUACCAGCUGACCGUCAAGCGCAGUAGGCCGCCCACUUCCGCCGGAAAGCAGGCCUUCCUGCUGGCCACCAUUUGGGCGGUGGCCUUUAUCACCACGAUGCCGCUGCUAUUUUGGCAUACCGUCUUGAAGAAUGGCUCAAAGGUGGCCACCACUUACAUGCACCUCACGAAAAAUUACAAGAAAAGUGCAGUUAACUGUGCCUUCACUCACUGGUGGAUUCUGACUAAUUUGCUUAAGAAGGAUCAAGUUCAAGAAAAUGAAAGCGCUAAGCAAAAAGAAGCGGUCAUAAUGUCGCCGCAUGACAGUAAAGACAUCAUUGUCAACAUGAAAUUGAUUCAAAAGUGGCACGACUCUCGACUUGCCUUCGGAAGUUGCAGCAACGCUUCUAGAAGCAGAAUAUCUCUUUCCAGCAAGCACUCAACCAGAAUUUGGCUGCCUGACACUCGCCUUGACACUGACAAGGAUCAGGACACAGUUGAGGGACUGAAAAUAGGCCAACACGGUGAAGUAAUUUAUGAGAAAAAUGUCUUUGCCAAGGCUCGCUGCAACGCCAGCUUUGCCUCCUACCCAGUGGACCAGCAAAAUUGCACCUUUUUUCUUGAAAGUGAAUCUGACUACGCUCUCAAGUACCGCUGGCAUUGGGGAAAUCUUUCCCAAAAACCAAACUUUUUCAAGAAAAUCAUCAUCUCAGACUUGAGUCUAGCUGGCUACAGUCUUCGCACUGAACCCAACUUUUCCAGUCGCCUGAUGGUAGACGUCUUUCUCUGUCGACCCUUCUUCUUCUACCUAGCUCGCUUCUACCUGCCGGCCUUCUUCGUCGUAAUUGCCUCCUUUAUGCCACUUUACCUGUCGCCCAAUUCUCACUCCAAGGUGGGCCUAGGAAUUACUGUGCUUCUGACCAUGACGACGCUGGUCACCAACAGCAGCUACGACCUGCCCAAGAUUCACUAUCUCACUAUUCUGGACAUCUAUCUCUUUUUCUGCUUCUUCUCAGUCUUUUUUUCGGUAGUGGAGUACGCUCUGAUUGGCUAUUUUGACCUGGUCAUCGAGGCGACGGCUGAUAGCCGACUGGAGGGUGAACACUUUGCCGCCGUGGUGGUCAAUCCAAAGCGCAAGUUGAUCAGGCAAAAGUCAGCUGUGAAGCACUCUGACAUGAUCAACUACAUUGCCCGCAAGUUGUAUCCCUUUGUCUUUGCCCUCUUUAAUGUCGCCUACAUGCUGGUGCUGUUUGUCAUUGUGGUCAACAAUAGCCUGGAGCAAAUUAUGUUUAAGGUGUAG
Macrosteles quadrilineatus (aster leafhopper) is the source of this 1458-nucleotide messenger RNA. Its product is annotated as gamma-aminobutyric acid receptor subunit rho-3-like. Gene Ontology annotation, cellular component: membrane; synapse; neuron projection. Gene Ontology annotation, molecular function: neurotransmitter receptor activity; transmembrane signaling receptor activity; extracellular ligand-gated monoatomic ion channel activity. The record is from RefSeq and is a predicted model, not a curated record. The coding region runs from base 1 to 1458 and encodes 485 amino acids. Gene Ontology annotation, biological process: chemical synaptic transmission; nervous system process; monoatomic ion transmembrane transport. Lineage: Eukaryota; Metazoa; Arthropoda; Insecta; Hemiptera; Cicadellidae. The transcript is spliced from 4 exons.